AUGCGCCGUUGACUUUUCAAAGGCUUUUAAAUUUGCGUGCAAAAUGGCUGCGCAGGUCGACUUGGUGCGUGUUAAAGUGGAGGAAAAGCCGAGGGACGGUGUGGAGCGAGCGAGCAAAGAUAAGAAGAAGAAGAAGAAGAAACGAGAGCACUCGCCGUGCACGGAGAAGCAUUCGAGGCCGGAGAAGGAGGCGAAAAAGAUUAAGCUACAUCACAUCCAACAUCAACACCACCAUCACCAACAUGCUGAACAACAGCGAGUACCUCAGCAGCAGCAGCAGCAGCAACAACAACAACAGCAGCAACCACCACAGCAGCAGCAGCAGAAGAAGACUUCUCACGGGAUAAACUUCAGCAGCAAAGAGCUAGCGCCUGUGCAGCACCGCAACCACCACCAUCACAACCACCACCACGGCCCGAAGAAGGACGCGGCUAUGGUCUGGCCGCCUCGAAAGGCGACACCUCUGCCUCACAAGCUCGCUCCUGCUCCCGCUCCUGCUCCUGCUCCUUCUUCUCCCGCUCCUCUCUUCACUUUCACUCCGCUUAAAGUAGCGAAGGCCGAGAGCCGCCACAGCACCAAGCCCCAGAAACAGCCCGAGAAGGAGGUGAAGCUGAAACCUAAGAAGGAAAACGCGGAGGUUAACGUGAAAGUCGACUCCUGUAAGAAGCAGACAGAGCCCAAUAAUGAGAAUGGAAAGCCUCAGACCUUGGAGGAGUACCUGCUGAAAAAGAAGAAGAAAAAGAAGAGGCACCGGGAAGACGAGCAGCGUAGCAAGCGAUUGCGGACGUCUGACAAGGAGAUCCAGACCGAUGAAUGCUCUUUGUCCACCGAGUCUGACAAGACUGUCGUCGCCAACAUCAAAGAGGAAAAACUCGGUCACGCUGGCUCAAACGAGGGUCCAGUCUUUCCUUUCCUCUCACAUCAGGACCACUCUAUUCGCAGCUCAUGCCUGAAGACAAGCUCACGUUUUAGCAGGCUCAUGCACGAGGAGGUGCAGCCCAAUGGUGGAGCAUCCAUUCUGCACGCGUAUGCCGAUGAAAUCUCUCUCUUGCAGCCUGGGGAGAAGGAGAGGUUUGCAUGCGAGUUCCUCGACCUGGCUUUUAGCGAAAUUUCCAAAGGAGCAGCAAGGUAUGCACUUUCGGUGGUCCAUGGCGCUGCUGCCUACCUCCCCGACUUCCUGGACUACUUUGCCUUCAACUUCCCCAACACGCCGGUCAAGAUGGAGAUUCUCGGAAAGAAGGACAUCGAGACCACCACUAUCUCCAAGUUUCAUUCCCAGGUGAGUCGAACAUACUGCUCUGGGACAUAUCGUGCUGGCCCCAUGAGACAGAUCAGCCUGGUGGGGGCCGUGGAUGAGGAAGUAGGGGAUUAUUUCCCGGAGUUCCUGGACAUGCUGGAGGAGUCGCCGUUCCUCAAGAUGACCUUGCCAUGGGGCAGCCUGUCCAGUCUGAAGCUGGACUGCCGCUCUCAGAGUGACGACGGGCCCAUCAUGUGGGUUAGACCAGGAGAGCAGAUGGUUCCCACAGCGGAUAUGCCCAAAUCUCCAUUUAAGAGGCGCAGGUCCAUGAACGAGAUCAAGAACCUGCACUACCUGCCGAGGACGAGUGAGCCACGUGAGGUUCUGUUUGAGGACCGGACGAGAGCGCACGCCGAUCAUGUGGGCCAGAGUUUUGACUGGCAGAGCACGGCCGCUGUAGGGGUCCUCAAAGCCGUGCAGUUUGGAGAGUGGAGUGAACGGCCAAGGAUAACCAAAGAUGUUGUGUGUUUUCAUGCAGAGGAUUUUAAUGACGUUGUGCAGAGGCUUCAGCUCGACCUGUAUGAACCUCCUGUAUCUCAGUGUGUGCAGUGGGUGGACGAUGCGAAGCUGAACCAGCUGCGGCGCGAGGGCAUCCGGUACGCGCGCUUACAUCUGUGCGAUGACGACAUCUACUUCAUCCCACGCAACGUCAUCCACCAGUUUAAGACCGUGUCGGCUGUGUGCAGCUUGGCGUGGCACAUCCGCCUCCAGCAGUACCAUCCGGAGAAAGAGCAAAAAGAAGAAGAAGAGGAAGUACGCAAACCCAGCUCGCCCACGCCGGACAAGCCUGUUAACCAGAAGUCAGCCACGUUGCACCCAUCUCACGCGGACACUUUGCACCCAGAGAGUGCGCCUUCACUUAACACCACUCCUCAAGCUCCUACAGGUCCUCAGGCUUCCCUCCACCCAGCUCCAGGUGACUCUCUGAGCAGCAGCAGCAGCAGCAGCAGCCUUCACUGAUUUCUCCCAAUGACCUGCAGGUGACUGAAAUCAGUUUCACUUUAAUCAAUUUAACAAACUUGACUGACAUUCCAGGAAAGGAUUUGGACCGUCUGACUAAAGCAAGACUCUAAAAGUCUGACGAUUAUAUAUAUAUAUAUAUAUUUUUUUCUUUUUAAAAGAAAAACAUUUUGUUCAAGAAACGACCCCUGUAAGUACUUUUUAAUUUUUUUCACUCAGCCAAAGUAUUUAAUUUUAAUAAUAUUUUUUGCUGAUUGUUCAGUAUUGUUUUAUAUUCAUUUAUAUCUGAAAUGGAGCUCUUUCGAGAGGAAAUUCUUCAUUAUUGUCUACCAAACUGUGCAUCAUGUGGAUCAGUUAAUUGGUUUUUGCAAAAAGGAAAAAAAAAAAGUGCCUAACAGCAAUCAUGUCUCUAAAGAAGGAAAAAAAGGUCCUGUUCAUUUCUGUGGUUAUUUGUUUGAAAUUUGUGUUUUAUCCCAGCUGGAGAAUCAAUAUUAGUGAUUUACUUUUCAUCACAGAGCAGGAUUGAUUUCUGAUUUUGUUUUAUUCUGUCUGGCAUGGAAAGUAAAUUUGUAUCCAAAUAAGUAAUAAAAUAACAACUGUUCCCAAAGAGUUCCCAAAGGCUGUGCAAAGCUGGAUCUUGAGAUGUUUAAUUGACUAAUUUCCUAGCAAUGGCUUCUCUCUCUGGACUUUUCUUUAAUAUGAAUUUCUCAGGGUCCCUUUUCAUUUGAGGGUUUUUUUUUUUGUUUUUUUUUUAAAUUGGACGUUAUGGGUAAAUUUGUUACAGUGCCACAACUGGAUCAUGUUUAUGGCAGGAAUACAGGUGUACUGCACAAGUCUUUCACUAAAUCUUCCUCUGAAUUUACUUUCAGAUGCAGAUCACAAGCUCGAAUACAUGUUAAAAAAAUUUUUGUGUUUCCUCAGAAAGUUUCUAACAGUUGACUGUUUUGUGAGUUACUAGGAGAUAUUUUUCAGUGCAGAUAAAAUUCAGGCACAACAUGCCUGAUUAAUUUACUUGAUUUCUUAACUUGGAGUGUACUAAUUAAAUGACUUUCAUGUGGUAAAUCAUUAAAGGGGUAAUCAGGGGUGGAGAAAUCACUAGCCCGGACACCUGAGACAAGCAGGUUUAUUUAUUGUAAGUAGCCCACGAUAAGUUGAACAAGAUUCAACAACCAAAAAGAAAAAAACUCUCUACUCCUCCUCCUCUUUCUUUGGUAUGUAGGCUUUGUUUAAGCUUAAUGUGCUUCACAGUGGUGCACCAGCAUGCUUCCGAAUCGCAUCAUCCGCACUACACACGUCACACGAGACGCGAUCUGGCUGACGGUAGAAAGCCGUUUAUGGAUGACAGACGAUCUUUUGAGAAUCAGGAACAUUGCUGCACACACACCUAAUCAUAUUAGGUGUAAAUAUCUUUAUUUUUAUGUGUGUUGACAGACAGAACAAAGGACCGAACAAAUCUUAAUGCCCAAAUGCAGGCCAGCGACUUGCUGUCUUUUCUCGUUUCCCUUCGUCUACAUUAGCGAUGUAAACCUCAGGCUUCCAAACGAUACGGUAUUUUGAUUCAAUAUUUGACUAUCAGUAAUCUGCUACGAUCUGACUGAUAUGUGAAGAACUUUUGUGCAGAACCUGGGGUAGGCCUACUGUUAAUUCACGAGCGAUGGUGUCGUAGAGAAGGCCAGACUUAUGCGCAAAUCAGUGCUAGCUAAUUAUAUUAUUUACACAAAAUAUGAAUUAAUUUUAUACACCAUUUGUCUGUCCUUUUUUUGAAUCGAUUUGUAUUCAAUUUGUGAUUGCCUUUUAAAUUGGUGUAUCGAUCCAAAUAAUCCGAUUGUUCCAUCAUUAGUAUGUAUCAAUGCACUUAACUAGCAUAAUUUUAUUACCUUAGUUUAGCUACCACUUUUUGUUUGUUUGUUUGUUUGGUUGUUUGUUUGUUUGUUUUUAAUAGCCUAGUCAGUUUCCAGGCAACCAGAACAUAGGACUGGGCAGCACACCGGGCUAGCUAAUAAGUGUAUGAUCUUUCCACCCCUGCAUAAUACUGGAUCCUCAUUAUUGUCAGUCAGUCUGGUUACAGAGCAACAGCUCAAAUUAUACAAACGUGAAUCUUUUUAAAACAGAGCUUCCUCACUGGCCGGUAGAUUUGCCUUUUUGGUCACUGGCCAGUUUCCUAUUUGUCAGAACUGAUUUUCAGUGUUUCAAUGUUUGCUCUAUUUUUUCCAAAUCAUUAUUUGACACGGCACUCAAUUACCUCUUUGGAAACUAGCCUGAGUUUCUACAAAACGUCAUAUGAUCAGGUGAAAUUCAUGAAGGAAAUGAUGACGAGUCUUUUAAUGACAAAACAUUUUGCUGUGUACUGUUUUCAUCAAGACUGCUUCUGUUCUAAAUCCCCUCAUUUCCUAAAAUGUUUUAUCUUAUUUAUAUAUGUUAAUAGGAGAUACAGGAGGGGGAAUAUUAUGUUUCUUCUGUGAAUCUAAAGUUAGAACUGAACAUUUUUAGGAAGUGUAGAUUCCGAGAGCAAAUAGUCGGUGCUGUUUUUUACCAUUUCUGUGUUGCACAUGUCGCUAAGGUCAUCAUAUGCCUCAAAGCAGUUAGAUUGGCUUUUUUUUUCUUUUCUUUUUUUUUUUAAAAACACUGAAAUGACCUUUAUGACUGUACAGUAAAUUUUUUUGUUAUCUUAUAUUUUAGUUUUUAAAUUAAACCUAACCGUGCGUCAUCUGUCAACAUCCAGAUUGGAAUGUAAUUUAUUUUUACACCAGCAAGACAAAUCAUUAACGCUCGCUGCAUCGGUCACUUACAGAUACACAUUUUAUACAUUGCUAUAACUUUCUAACCUUUUCUCAUAGUCUAGGAAAUCAAAAUGUAGGUUUUCCAAAAAGUGUACCUACACCUGGCUCAUGGUUGGCAUUUAAAAAAAGAAAAAUCCAUGUGCUUAUAAACGCUAGCAAGUUCCAUAUGCAAUAUAUUAAGAAGAAUAAUUCUCAGUCCUGAACUGAAUGGAACACAGGGGUAGUGAGUUUUAAAGUUUGCACAGUAAUGUGUUUUUUGAGCAUUGUGAUAUCGUAUAACUGAUGAUCGGUUAAACAUCUGUCUUUCUCUGAUGCAGUAAUCACCUCCUAGAUCCAAAUGAGUGCCUUUUUACACGUCUAACACUCGGUGUGUGUUCUUACUCGGAGGUGUCGAACACUGCAGAGCUGCACAGAGUCGAGUCUAGCAAUAAUUUAAUCUACUCAUGGUUUAGCUAGACCUUAGUACAUCAGUACCAACAGCAACUUACUUAAUCUAAAAACAAUGAAGGCCAUUUUGUACAUUAUCACAAAAAGGUUGCAGGUGAGAAAUGUAACUCUUGGCUGUUUAAAACGUUUCAGGCCUUUCAGGGCUUUUGGUCUCUCAUGAAUUCAGGCACUGAGGCGAAUUUAAUAAUCACUUUCUAUGGUGCAUUUUCUGGAAAUAAUUCAAUUCAAACCUGGCAAUUUUAGCAGCCUGCCUUUUUCAAUAAACCCUUCCCCUGCAAAUUAGUUACAUCACAUGUAUACAUAAUGUGUUACUUCUGACUACUGGCAGCUAUUUUAUUAUUUUUUUUUGUCAUUGUUGAUCAAGAUUCUUAACUUUUUUUUUUUUUU
Messenger RNA from Pangasianodon hypophthalmus (striped catfish), 5871 nucleotides. Its product is annotated as lysine-specific demethylase 9. The record is from RefSeq and is a predicted model, not a curated record. The transcript has 7 exons. The coding region runs from base 44 to 2257 and encodes 737 amino acids. Gene Ontology annotation, cellular component: nucleus. NCBI's taxonomy places the organism in Eukaryota, Metazoa, Chordata, Actinopteri, Siluriformes, Pangasiidae.